Molecule: messenger RNA, 1739 nt
Organism: Boleophthalmus pectinirostris (great blue-spotted mudskipper)
Lineage: Eukaryota; Metazoa; Chordata; Actinopteri; Gobiiformes; Gobiidae
Product: ankyrin repeat and SOCS box protein 15-like
Exons: 10
Coding region: 1-1728 (575 amino acids)
Biological process (GO): RNA processing; intracellular signal transduction
Molecular function (GO): RNA binding; protein binding; RNA nuclease activity
Source: RefSeq, a predicted model, not a curated record
AUGACGGAUUUAGAACAAGAUGUGAAGCCAGCAGAGGACAGUGAUGAUGAGGCACUGCUGGAUGCUCAGGUUCAGUUGUUGAUCCAGGAGUCAUGUCAGGCCCACCACCGGGCCAGACCAAGCAGCAGGAGCAGUGAAUAUGUGAAUCUAGUGGACGCCAUCAAAAAAUGUGACUUGGUGGCUCUGCAGGAGUUGUGUGAAAACCCAGACGCCUUCAGUCAGGUGGACAGUCGUGGCUGGUAUCCUCUGCACUGGGCCGCUGUGCAACCUGUGGUGGAGGUACUGGAGACAGUCCUAUAUGCAUCUUGUCGGCUGACGCUGGAGGAGACCACAGUUGAAGGAGAGACGUUCCUGACCUCUGCGGUGAAUGCUGGUUUGGUCGACAAUGUGAAAAUGUUACUCAAACAUGGAGCCUCCCCUCACACCACCAACAGCAGGAAUGAGUCUCCUCUGCUUCUAGCAGUCAGAUCAGGAUCUCGUAAAAUGGUUGCGACUGUGUUAAACGGAGGGGCUCGUGUGGGGCAGGUGUGUCUAAAGAAGUGGACUGCCAUGCAUGAAGCGGCCAUGACGGGGUACGCCCACAUCAUGGAGCUGCUGCUGUCCAAUGGGGGGAAGGUGACUGACACUGACCAGCAUGGAGUCACCCCUCUGGGCAUCGCUGCAGAGUACAGCCGCGCAGAGGUCCUGGAGAUACUCAUCAAAAAUGGCGCUGAUGUGAACGCUCAGGCUCCAAAUGGUGACAGUGUCUUGUACGAUGCGACUGGUUCUGGAAAUCCCGACUGUGUGAAUAUCCUCCUGGAGCAUGGGGCCAAUCCCAACAUGCACAACCUGAGUUUCCAGCUGCCCAUUCACAAAGCUGCCUAUGAGGGCCACUAUCUAGCCUUGCGUACACUGAUGCCACUCACCACUCGUCGAGCUCUGCGAUUGGCCGGUCAGAGCCCUGUUCACUCUGCGGCAGAUGGAGGCCACGCCCACUGCCUGGAGCUGCUGCUACAGAACGGCUACGAUGUCAACGCACUGUUAGCUCCUCAUGUCUCCGAAAACUACGGCGACAUGAGAAGAAGCCCUCUUUAUUUUGCUGUUUGUAAUGGUGAUAGGACAUGCACAGAGUUAUUACUAAACUCUGGAGCCCAACCCGAUCUGGACCCGCUGAGCUGUCUCCUGGUGGCGGUGCGUUCAGGGCGGUACGAAAUAGUGAAACUGCUUUUAGCGGCUAAAGCAGAUGUGAACUGUUACUUCACUGCAGUCACAGACACUGUAUUCCCCACGGCUCUGCUUUACUGCCUGAAGGAUGAGGUGAUGAUGCGGCUGCUGCUGAACCAGGGCCUUGACGCCGAGAAAUGCUUCUGCUGUUCCCAUGACGACAGCUGGGACGACCACGUGGAGUACAGCCAUGACCAGGAGGAGAAGGCUACUUUCUGUGACUUUGUCAGUCUGUCAUGGCUUGUGAACUUAGCCGGUCGAGUGGUGUCCAUCCUCCUUGACUAUGUUGGGCAAGUUUCUCUCUGCAACAAACUGGUAAAGAUUUUGGAAAAUCAGAAGGAAUGGUCCCAGAUUCAGGAAAUUAUAUCCAUCCCCAGACCUCUGUCCCAUCUGUGCAGAGUGGUCAUCAGGAGACAUCAGGGCUGCCACAGCAUCAGUUUUCUCAAAGCACCAAACCGAAUCAAAGACUAUCUGCUGUUUAAAGAAAAUGAUCUGUAUGGAAAAGUCCUCUGUAGGGACAAAUAAAGAGACUAAAC